AUGGACGGUGAAUUGUAUAAUGCUGCAAUUGAUGGAUUAAGCGACCACAAUCUAAUUGGCAAUGCAGACAACAUCAGAUCCAGUGGCCAAAACAACACUAUUCUUCAUAUAGCAGCUAUAUCUGGGAAGCUAAGGCGACUUGAAGAAGAUGAUUAUCUGCUGCGUUUUCUUUACGAGCAAAACAAUGAAGGAAACACUCCACUUCACAUUGCAUCAAAAUUAGGGCAUUUGGAAACUGUAAGAAUUCUAGUGGAAAUGGCACGAAAGACAGAUGUUGAGCAAAACAAGAGGCUAUUGACCAUGCAGAAUAAUGAGAAAGACACAGCGCUCCAUGAAGCUGUUCGCCAUAAUCACUUGGAGGUUGUUAAGUUACUGAUUGAAGAGGACCCCGAUUUGGCUUCCAUAGUAAACGGCGAAGGAGAUUCUCCUCUUUUCAUGGCGGUGGAUAGAUGCCUUCACCAAGUUGCCCUGCAUAUCCUAAACAAUGCUCCAAAGUGCUCUUAUCAAGGAAGGAACGGCAUGAACGUCUUGCACGCAGCCACAAUUCGCUCCAAAAGACAUUUUGGGCUUCAGAUUAUGGAGAAACUUCAGGCUUUAACACUAGAACAAGCUGAUGACUUUGGAUGGACUCCUCUUCACUAUGCCGCACAUGUUGGCAAUGAGGUGCUUGCUGAACGAUUUUUGAACAAAGAUAGGAAGAACCUUCCUUUCUCCAGGAACAAAGAAGGCUUGUCUGCCCUUCACAUUGCAGCAAAGAAAGGACAUGGUGCUGUCAUUAGAGUGCUGAUGGAAAGUUGUCCAGAAGUUUGUGAGUUGUUGGAUAAGCACGGUCGGACAACUCUUCAUAUUGCGGUGGAAAGUAGCGAGGAAAUGGUGGUGAAAUUUUUCCUAGAAUGGGCCAUGGCAUUUCAGGAUCUUAUAAAUCUGAAAGACAAUGAAGGAAAUACAGCUUUGAAUGUAGCCGUUACUGUAGGAGAUUUCCAUAUUUUAAGAAUUCUUACAAAUGACUCAAGAAUUGACAAGCGAGCUACAAACAAGGACAAAAAGACAUUUGUUGACAUAAUUCUAUCAAACAAGAAGCUAAAGGAUGCUGAAAUUUUGAAGAUCAUGAUGAGUUUGGAGAUAGAAAUUGUUUUACCACCACAUUCUGAACAGAAAGUGGACACAAGAAAAAUGAAUGAAGCUGAGAGUAAGGAAAAGAAAAAAGAUGAAAUACAAGUUGAAGAAAACGAAGAAGCCGACUGGAAACAGCUUGAAAAGAUGGUAAUGGUAUCAUCAGACAAGAAGAAGCUGUAUAAAAAUGAAGGACAUUUUGGAAAUAUGGUGAAGGAUUUCUCCAAUGUCAAUUCACUGGUAUCAUCAAUAAUAGCUGCCGCCACUUUUGCGGCCCCUUUCGCAAUGCCCGGUGGUUACAACGACCAAGGGCUACCAGUUCUCUACCAAAGUGAAGCAUUCAAAUGGUUUCUAUUUUAUGAUCAAUUGGCUUUUGUUGUAUCUUCUAGUUCCUUGUUGUUCCACCUUUUUCUCGUGGUUUGUGGAAGAAUAUUGGCAGUCACUAUACUCCCAGUUGUUUGGACAGUAUAUGUUACAGAGAUCUCACUUUGCAUGAUGAUUCUUGCUUUCGAGCAAGGUAUAAAGACAGUCAUCCCUAGAACAGAAAACCACAACAUCUUCAAGCAAAAGCCAGAAGAUUUGAGCCUCGCAACAGUGUCAGAAGUCGUUUUGGACUCUGGAGUUGAAACAUUAUAG
Molecule: messenger RNA, 1749 nt
Organism: Ziziphus jujuba (common jujube)
Lineage: Eukaryota; Viridiplantae; Streptophyta; Magnoliopsida; Rosales; Rhamnaceae
Product: ankyrin repeat-containing protein NPR4-like
Exons: 4
Coding region: 1-1749 (582 amino acids)
Cellular component (GO): plasma membrane
Molecular function (GO): protein phosphatase 1 binding; protein phosphatase regulator activity
Source: RefSeq, a predicted model, not a curated record